AUGCCAACUACGACGACAACGCAUCUGUCGCCAGAUAUCUUGCUGCGAUGUACAAUCUUCGACUCCUCGGGUUCAGCGACUAGUACAUCGGGUGUGUUUAAAAAAUCUCGUCUAUGUUCCGAUCAUGGCCUCGAACCGCGAGAUCUACGGAAAAUCGACUCUCGAGUACCAAACUUAGUACCCACGAUUUUAGCCAGGAGGGGUGGCAUUUUGGUCAAUAUACUUCAUAUCAGAGCGAUGAUUAAGAAGGAUAAAGUGCUGUUAUUUGAUAGUUAUGGUAGUACGGAUAGUCAGCUUAAUAGUGCUUUUGUUUAUAAUUUACAGCAUAAUCUUAAAUCCCUCUCUUCCGCCGCUGCGGGGGGUUCCAGAGCCGACGGGUCCGGUAAUGCAACUGGCAUUGGCUGCGGAGUUGGAGGUGGAGCAGCAGCAGCAGCAGGAACAGGAGCAGGAACAGGAGCAGGAACAGGAGCAGGAACAGGAGCAGGAGCAAGUGCCGGUGGUUUGGCGUAUGAAUUUCGAGCUUUAGAGUCGAUUCUAGUGUCGGUAUUGGAUGCGUUACGCAUUGAAUUGGGAGUCGUUCGUAACUGGACCUCAAACAUACUUCAGGAUCUCGAUGAUGAUGUUGAUCGCGAGAAACUAAGGACUCUGCUGCAAGUGUCCAGGAAGUUGAACGCUUUUCUUUCGCGAGCAAAAGCGGUGAAGAAUGCGGUGACUGAGGUCUUGGAGAAUGAAGAAGAUAUGGGAUUGAUGUAUCUCUCCCAUCCUCCUCCGCCACCCUGUUCCAACAAUUCCACCAUCACGGAAGGUGAAGCCAGCGGUCCACCCGAAAUGGACGAACUGGAACUACUGCUCGAAUCUUUCGAUAAACAAGUGGAAGAAGUCGUCUCGGAAACAACACAAUUAUCCUCCGACAUCAGCAACACCCAGGAGGUCGUGGAACUUAUUUUGGACAACAACAGAAACAAGCUCUUGGCAUUGGAUUUGAAGACUAGUAUUGCCACUAUGGGCAUCAGUGCAGGCACUUUGUGGGCAGGGUUGUUUGGUAUGAACCUAAAGUCGCACAUGGAGGAGAUGGACUAUGCUUUUGCUGGAGUUAGUGGAGUCGCCGUCAUAGCCGUAGGCAUUACGAUGGGUGUUGGAUUGAGGAGAUUGCAACGCUUGAGGAGAGUUGGCUUGGGUUCAGGCGCAGCGAGGGGAGCAAAGAGGCGUGUGGGGGAGAAGAAGAGGCGUUGGUGGGCGAGGUUGAGGGGUGAAGCUGCGAAGGAAGCGAGUGUGAGGAAGAUUGAGGAAGGCCUCAAUGCAGGACUAGGAGUUUAUCCUCCUGGAUACGGAAUGUAUUAUCCGCCUCAAUAUGGUCAGCAUCAAGGAUACCCAGCUCCUCCUUCAGCAUAUGCAACACCCUAUCCGACCUCCAACCAAGCAGCCAGUGGAGAACAAGGAGCUCCCGCACGGUGGCCAAACGCAAACACACACCCAGCAGCACAAACCCCUGCAUCCCCACCAAGCACAAGCACAAGCACCGGUGCGGGUACAACGGACGACAUUGGUGGAGCAGAACCUUCGGUCGCCAAUCCAUCAGCCUCACCUGGCAAGAAAAGCGGCUACAAACGCUUACCAUAG
Ustilago hordei is the source of this 1620-nucleotide messenger RNA. RefSeq lists its product as uncharacterized. The coding region runs from base 1 to 1620 and encodes 539 amino acids. The record is from RefSeq and is a predicted model, not a curated record. Gene Ontology annotation, cellular component: mitochondrial inner membrane. Gene Ontology annotation, biological process: mitochondrial magnesium ion transmembrane transport. Lineage: Eukaryota; Fungi; Basidiomycota; Ustilaginomycetes; Ustilaginales; Ustilaginaceae. The transcript has a single exon. Gene Ontology annotation, molecular function: magnesium ion transmembrane transporter activity.